This is a messenger RNA of Loxodonta africana (African savanna elephant), 2352 nucleotides long. RefSeq names its product biglycan (gene BGN). NCBI's taxonomy places the organism in Eukaryota, Metazoa, Chordata, Mammalia, Proboscidea, Elephantidae. The coding region runs from base 181 to 1290 and encodes 369 amino acids. Gene Ontology annotation, molecular function: protein binding. The record is from RefSeq and is a predicted model, not a curated record. The transcript has 8 exons.
GCCCAGCCUUUAGCCUCCAGCCUGCCGCCUCUGUCUCCCUCUUGCCACCAACUGCCCAAGAGUGAGCAGCUGCAUUCACACAGCCGGACAGACGGACUGAUAGACGCAUAGACAGCCGACACACCAGCCUGCCACUAGCUGGCCUGCGCCUGCCGCUUCCCUUCCCCAGGCACAUUGACCAUGAGGCCCCUAUGUCUUCUCGUGGUUCUGCUGGCUCUGAGCCAGGCCCUGCCCUUUGAGCAAAAAGGCUUCUGGGACUUCACCCUGGAUGACAGCCUGCUGCUGAUGAACGACGAAGAAGCCUCGGGUGCCGGCACAGCCUCUGGUGUCCCGGACCUGGACUCCCUCACCCCAACCUUCAGCGCCAUGUGUCCUUUCGGCUGCCACUGCCACCUGCGUGUUGUUCAGUGCUCCGACCUGGGUCUGAAGACGGUACCCAAGGAGCUCUCGCCUGACACUACCCUGCUGGACCUGCAGAACAACGACAUCUCCGAGCUCCGCAAGGAUGACUUCAAGGGCCUCCAGCACCUCUAUGCCCUGGUCCUGGUGAACAACAGAAUCUCCAAGAUCCAUGAGAAGGCCUUCAGCCCCCUGCGGAAGCUGCAGAAGCUCUACAUCUCCAAGAACCACCUGGUGGAGAUCCCACCCAACCUGCCCAGCUCCUUGGUGGAGCUUCGCAUCCACGACAACCGCAUCCGCAAGGUGCCCAAGGGCGUGUUUAGCGGGCUCCGGAACACGAACUGCAUCGAGAUGGGCGGGAACCCCUUGGAGAACAGUGGCUUUGAACCUGGAGCAUUUGAUGGCCUGAAGCUCAACUACCUGCGCAUCUCUGAGGCCAAGCUCACCGGCAUCCCUAAAGACCUCCCUGAGACCCUGAAUGAACUCCAUCUGGACCACAACAAAAUCCAGGCCAUCGAGCUGGAAGACCUGCUCCGAUACUCCAAGCUGUACAGGCUGGGCCUGGGCUACAACCAGAUCCGGAUGAUCGAGAAUGGGAGUCUGAGCUUUCUGCCCACCCUGCGGGAGUUACACUUGGACAAUAACAAGCUGUCCCGGGUGCCUGCUGGUCUUCCGGACCUCAAGCUCCUCCAGGUGGUCUACCUGCAUUCCAACAACAUCACCAAGGUGGGCGUCAACGACUUCUGCCCAGUGGGCUUCGGGGUCAAGCGGGCCUACUACAAUGGAAUCAGCCUCUUCAACAACCCUGUGCCGUACUGGGAGGUGCAGCCCGCCACCUUCCGCUGCGUCACUGACCGCCUGGCUAUCCAAUUUGGCAACUACAAGAAGUAGAGGCAGGGGCAGCAGCAGGGGGUCUCCAGGAGCACUGCCAAUGCCCUGGAGGGGGCAGCUGGGAGGCGCCCACCCCACUCACUGCCCAUUCCGAGGGGGGCGACACAAGGGCACCCCUGUCAGCCACACCCCAUCCCAUGCCCCUAGCCUCGGAGCUGCCUCCGCCUGCCUGCCCCACGGCCUCGCAGAGGUGCCCUGGAAAGCCAUUUGUGUGAGGCUCCAGUCACAGGAGGCCAUCUGUGGGUCUUCGGGGGGCAGGGAGUCAGCAGCAGUGGAAACGUGCCUGUCACCGGCCCUGCAGCCCAUGCGAACCCUCUUCCUCUCGCCCUCUCCGUUCCCCACCCUCCUUGGUGGGCCUGCUCCCCUUGGCCUCCCAGACCCCUCUUGCCCUCCCCCCAAUGGCAAGCUCAUGACCCAUCCAUCGAAGUCAUCUUGUUCUCCUGGCCUCUGGACCCAUGUCUCUGUCUCAUUGUCUCUCUGUCUGUCUUGUGCUUCCUUAGGUGUGCCUUUCCCCAGGGCCCUAUGACCUGUCCCCCUUCCAUCUCUCUCGACCUGGCUCUGUCCUCCUUCCUCUCUCUCUGUCACCUUCUCUCUCUCUUGUUCUUCCCCUCUUCUUGAAGAUCCUGACCCUCUGGCUUGACCUGGGUCUGAUUCCUGUCUCUCCUGUCCCUUCCCAGGCCAGGCCUCAGACAGGGCCCUGCCCAAGCAGGCCUGGUGGGCAGCUGCUUCCCCUGAAGGCCUUGGUCAGGCCCGUCCAAGACAACUCCGCAGCAGGUGGCAGGUGGAGACACAGCACCCAUCCAGAUUGCCCAGGGGGUGGCCACUCUCCGCUAGGAGGCAAGAAGAGGAGGGAGAGGCUCAGUCAGGCUCAGUCAGACCCCAAGCCUGCAUACUGCCCCAUCCUCGCCGAGUGCUGGGAGAGGCCCUGCCCGCUCACUGCUGCCUCCUCCCUUGCUGUUCCCUCUCCCAGCCCUUGUUGGGGUGAAAGCAAGCAUUCAGUGCAAGGCUGGGCUGCCUCUGAGGGUGUUGGUGGUCUUUCCAUUAAAGAAACACUGUGCAAUA